AUGGAGCCAAGGCCAUUUUUUUUCUCCCUAGAAAGGAAGCAAUUAAUGCCUCCUGUGGGGCCCCCGCCCCCGUCUGCGCGUCGCAGUGCAGCAGCUGCUGCAGCAGCAGCAGGCACCGUCAAAAGCAUAAUUGAUGGCACCUGCAGCAGCACUUGCAUGCACAUUCCUUGCUGCGCCCCCGGCAAGAACUGCAGCAGAGUUCAGAAGGUCCCAAAGCACCUGCAGUCGAACGAAAUGUACCAGGUGCUGCAGCCCUCUGCGCACCAGCAGCUGGGAGCAGCAGCAGCAGCAGAAGCAGCAGCAACUCGCGCUGCAGCGGAAGCAGCUGCUGUUGCUGCUGAAGCCCCAGGCGACCCCGAAGACGCCCAAGGUGUACAGACACUCCAACGCCCCGCACAGGGCCGGAGAAGCCGCCUCCGCCUCGCCUCUGCAUGUCCAGCAGCAGCAGCAGCAGCAGCAGCAGCAGCAGCAGGACUCUACCCCUGGUCUCAGGGGCCCCCCCCGCCCGCCCCCUCGCUCACCUACAGCCGGCAGCAGUAUUUGCAAACCCGAUCCUCCCAAGGGAAAGCGGAGAUAUCCAAUGCCUACAUCUCCGAAUUUUAUUGUCUUUUGUCCAGCAGCAGAACAGUAACGCAGCGCAGCAGCAGCAGCAGCAGCAGCAGCAACUGCUGCGUUGCUCUGUGCAGAGAAAAUAGCAGCGAAAGCUGUGCCGCCAAAUGCAGCGUCAGCAGCAGCAGCAACAGCAGCCUCAGCUGCACCCGCGAAAAAUGCAUUCAAGGCAGCAAGCCACAGCAGCAGCAGCAGUAG
This is a messenger RNA of Eimeria tenella, 807 nucleotides long. RefSeq lists its product as uncharacterized. Lineage: Eukaryota; Apicomplexa; Conoidasida; Eucoccidiorida; Eimeriidae. Bases 1 to 807 code for a protein of 268 amino acids. The record is from RefSeq and is a predicted model, not a curated record. The transcript is spliced from 2 exons.